This is a messenger RNA of Elgaria multicarinata webbii, 3010 nucleotides long. RefSeq names its product OTU deubiquitinase with linear linkage specificity like (gene OTULINL). The record is from RefSeq and is a predicted model, not a curated record. Lineage: Eukaryota; Metazoa; Chordata; Lepidosauria; Squamata; Anguidae. The transcript has 8 exons. The coding region runs from base 88 to 1050 and encodes 320 amino acids.
AAGCAGCCGCCUCCCAUCCGGCGGCAGCAGCAGCAGCAGAAUGAAGUACUGUCUUGGAUCAGAAUUGUCAGCCACUGCUUCUCUUACAUGUUACAAGCUAUAAAGGGACAGUUUCCAUUAACCAUGACUCUUCUUGCUACUGCAAUGUGGUAUUGCAGGCAACUAUAUACAUAUAUAGCUCAUCUGUUAAAAAGGUGGAGCAGAUACCUGCAGAGAAAAUUCACAAAUAACCAAAGUGUUUUGGGUGAAGUUGAUCUGCUUGGCUACUGUGCAAAAGAAUGGAAAGGAGAAACAGAGCAAGCCAGACAGAUGAAAAAGGCUUAUGAAGAGCUGUUUUGGAGACACCAUGUGAAAUAUGUACGGCAAGUCAGGGGAGAUAACUACUGUGUGCUGAGAGCUGUGUUGUUCCAGAUAUUCAGCCAAGGUCUUCCUCCUCCAUCGUGGACAAAGGCAACAGAUGUCCUAAAGCUCCCUGAGAAACUUCUCUAUUCACAAGGUUGUAACUGGAUCCAGCAAUAUAGCUUUGGACCAGAACAGUACACAGGCUCCAACACAUUAGGGAAAUUACGAAAAUGCAUUGAAACUUUAAAAAAUCAGUGGAUGGAAAUCAGUGUUAUUAAAGACCAGUAUGAAAGAGGGAAGCUGUGCAAUGCCCUUUUUACUGACGAAAGUAUCGAACACAAGCUGUAUGAGGCCAUAAAGUUCAUCAUGCUCUACCAAGUCAUAGAAGCCUAUGACUGCAUGAACAGCAAGCAGGAGCACAUUCCCAGAUUUUUUAACCACCUUUUUAGGUGCGAUACCUCCUUGGACCCCUUAAGUUACAUGAUGAAUCAUCUGAAUUCCAUAGGGGACAGAAGAGGUCUUGACCAGGUUGAAAUGUUUCUCCUUGGGUAUUCUCUUGAAGUAAAAAUAAUAGUUUACAGAUUGUGUAAAUUUAAUUCCGGAGAUUUUCAAGAAAGGUAUGUGGAGGAGGAUUGGAGGGACUGGCAGGAAGUAUCCCUUCUUACUGAAGAUGACCGUCACUAUCACAUCCCUGUUAUCAGAACAUAAAAACUCACUUCUAGUACUGCUGGCAGAACUAUCUGACAUCAGUUCCCCUAAUGAAGAAUGGUGUGAUAUUCAAACAGUGAACAGAGUGUUGGGCUUAAAAAAUGGGAAAUGCAACUCAACUAUAAAUCCCACUCCACUAUAAAGUCCAUUAGAUGGCCAUCAGCCAAGCCAUCUCAUAGCUUAAUCUCCUUCACAGUUUUAUUGUGAGGGUAAAAAAACGAAAACACCUCACAAUUUAACCCCCAUGUGUGCUGCCCUCAUGCUCUCACCUGCAGUAUGCUUAAAGCUAAACACUUUGGUAGUGGUACAAACUGGAUAUUAAUGACAAGUCACACGACAAGUCACAUAAUUCAUAAUCCACUCAUAUUAGGUAUAUCUAAACCAGAGACUAAUAAUUAUUCCCAUUCCCCAAAGAGCUGUAGUUUUGUGAGAGAGGUAGCCUAGAAAUCUAACAGAGAAUUCUCAGCACCAUCACCAAACAACAAUUUGCAGAAUUCCUUGUGAGAAACCAUGACAUGGAAUUUUUAUAUAAGUUGGUAGUGUAGAUACACUCUUUGAGACUGUAGUCAAAGGUCUAUGGAGGCCUCAUUUUCAUUUAUAUAGUCUCCAGUGCAGCCUGUUAUCCACUGUUAAAUAAACAGAAGCUAUCAUGCCCUGAACUCGGGAAUAAAAAUGAAGGCCUUAUGUGCAAGACUGUAGCAGGCAAAGCUUUUCUAGUAUAUCAGGUCCAUGAGUGUUGGUUAAAAUCACUGAUUUGUUCUGCAAUAGAGACCCUUUUCAUCCAUCACAUUGUGUAAAAACACCCUGCAGUCCCUCCCACUCCUAAAUCUGUUCCAGAGGGUCCCCCCAACCCUCCAAAAGAUUUGGGAGGGGGCUGCAGGAGGGAGAGGAAAUCCUUUUUACCAGUGGUUCCCUUCCACUGUCGUGAAAUGUUAUGGAGACUAAUAUAUUGGCUCAACUCCUUUAAAAAUGACAGAUAUUGGGUUGCCAUCCCACAAUAAAGAAGCUGUGAAGAGCCAUUUGUAUGGCCCUCCCCAAGCACAUAAUUUCAUAACCCUCUAUUGCCUACAGCUGACCCACAGUAAUCUUAUCAACUACAUUAUUAUUACAAGGAUUGUCUUACUGCUACAGUUCUGAAUAGGAGAUUUCAGUAUGUCCUCUGUAGUAAUCAGAACAAUCAAAAGCAUUGCUGUUGGCUGGCCAUAAUCAGGGCUGUGUAUAUAUUCCAAAUUCUGAACUAUGAAAAGUAGAAUCCUUCAGACUAAAAAUGUGUAAUCCUGCAGUUUAUACUGUUUGGGAUACUUUUUUUAAAAAAAAAAAUCCGUCACUGAGUGAGCAAAAGAGUUAAGCAAGGCACUGAAACCAUACUUCCAAACACUGGAAAGCUGAUUAAAUUGCCAUUUUGGUUUUUGAGAUUUCAACAAGCAUUGCCUACACUCUUUUUCAAGCAUAUGGGCAUAGCCAUAAGUACAAGAAACCUGCUCUUUACUUAAAAGAAAAAAGGUGAAAUUCUUAUAAUAUUGAAUUUUGUGAGCAAAACCAUGUUCAACAUUGUAUGCACUCAGCAAGAAUCACAGCAUAUGCAUAUACUCUUCUUUUUCGGAAGAGUAAUUGUAAAUAUUUUUAAAUUAAUGAAUCUCUUACUAUUUCAGUGUACUAUAACAUUCUGUAACAUGCAUUUUUUGUGAAAGUUUUUAUUGUCUGGUUUUAUAAUACUUAGCAGAUUCCAAACUGAUUCAUUUCUUCUCUUGCAUUUUUGAAGAGCAGUUGUAAAUCACUCAAGAUCCUUUUAAUAGUGUCUAAUCAUCUUAAAGUGGAUAUUAAGCACUGUGUGCUUUUGAAGACAAGAGACUCGACUCAUUUCUGACAUGAAAUAUUUUUCUUUCUUUCUUCAACUUCUUGUUUGUAUAUAUAUAUAUGUGCUUAAGACCAAAAUGUCAUAAAGUACUGUAAUCAGGUU